AUGGCUGCCUCAACAAACCCCUCCACCUCCUCCUCCUCCUACACCACCACUCCGCAGACCUACCACACCGACAAAACAUCAGCCUAUCUCCUCCCCAACUCCUCCCCAGAACAUGACCGUCUCAACACCCAAGCCGCCCACCUCCGCGCCAUUAUGAACGACCAAAUCAUCCACUCUCCUCUCCCUCCCUCCACACCCAACCUCCGCAUCCUCGACGUCGGCUGCGGCACCGGAAUCGUCACCCGAGACCUGGCCCUCCGCUUUCCCAACGCCGAAGUCUGGGGUCUAGACUUAUCCGACGUCCCGCCCCCUCGCGCAGAAGACGGUCCCUUCCCAUCCAACAUCAAAGGGCGGGGAUUGGAUCCCCGUUCGGCGAGCAAGGCUCAUACGUGGAUGGCGGAGGCGGGGUUCCGGGAUGUGGUGGUAAAGCAGUACCGGUGGCCGUUUGGAGGGGAGUGGGAGGAGGACGAGAAGUGGAAGGCGUGGGGCGACUAUGUGGCGACGUCGAUGCCGGAGCUGUUUUGGGUGAUGAUUGGGAGGAUCCUCGAAGGUACAGCGGGGAAGGAGGUAGUGGAGAGGACGAGGGAGCAGAUGAUGGCGGAUUUGAGGCCGGAGAAGGGUAAGGAAUGGAGGAUGAGCGUUGUUGUGGGGAGGAAAGCCGGUGAGGAGUAA
Messenger RNA from Zymoseptoria tritici IPO323, 672 nucleotides. RefSeq lists its product as uncharacterized. The record is from RefSeq and is a predicted model, not a curated record. The transcript is spliced from 2 exons. Bases 1 to 672 code for a protein of 223 amino acids. NCBI's taxonomy places the organism in Eukaryota, Fungi, Ascomycota, Dothideomycetes, Mycosphaerellales, Mycosphaerellaceae.